Molecule: messenger RNA, 2563 nt
Organism: Cyprinodon tularosa
Lineage: Eukaryota; Metazoa; Chordata; Actinopteri; Cyprinodontiformes; Cyprinodontidae
Product: serine hydroxymethyltransferase, cytosolic-like
Exons: 12
Coding region: 520-1914 (464 amino acids)
Biological process (GO): L-serine catabolic process; tetrahydrofolate interconversion; purine nucleobase biosynthetic process
Cellular component (GO): nucleus; cytoplasm; cytosol
Molecular function (GO): mRNA regulatory element binding translation repressor activity; zinc ion binding; mRNA 5'-UTR binding
Source: RefSeq, a predicted model, not a curated record
AGUAGUUUUUGAGUAAAGCAAAAAUUUUGAAACAGCAUCUUAUUUAACUUAAUACUGCUAAAUAAUUUCUACAAAAAUUGCAGUUCUUAUUUUUGAUUUCUACAUUAAAAUUAGAUGGAAAAAAAAAGUUCUAAAGCAAUAUAUUUCCAUAUGUUGAGGAAUUGAAAAUAUCAACUCUUUUACCUUCAUGUUCUUCUGAGUGGAAAUAUUAAUACCACCAAGGUACCGAAGUGAAUCUAACAGGUAAGUCUGUGGAUAAACUCUAAAAAUUGGAGUGAUGGCAAGGAUGCCUUCUAACCUCAAAGAAACAUAGAUGAACCAUGAAUUUUGCUCUGGGUCCCUGAGCAAGACCCUUAACCCCACACUGCUCACCAGGCACCGCACAAUGGCAGCCCACUGCUCCCCAAGGGGAUGGGUCAAUAGCAGAGGUUACUACCCUCUGUGACCAGAAAAACAGCAAUUAUAUCUCAGUCAAAAUGCUACAGUGUGAGUCAAGAAGGAUGGGAGUCACACAAGAAAAUGAUGACAGGGCCUCUGGAUAUCAGCGACUUAGAGGUGUUCUCUAUCAUAAAAAAGCUGAAACACAACCAGAUGCAUAGUCUGGAGUUAAUAGCAGCUGAGAACUUUACCAGCAGAGCUGUUCUCGAGGCUCUUGGCUCCUGUCUGACCAACAAGUACUCCAAAGGGUUUCCUGGCCAGAGCCACUAUUUCAAUGGUUUAGAGUAUAAUGAUGAACUGGAGACUCUUUGUCAGAGGAGGGCACUCGAGGCCUUUGGUUUGGACUCUGAGAAAUGGGGAGUGAACGUGCGGCCAUACUCAGGUUCGCCUGCUAACUUUGCUGUCUACACGGCUGUUGUUGGGCCUCAUGGUAGGAUCAUGGGCUUGGACAUUCCUGAUGGGGGUCACCUAUCCCAUGGCUACACGAGGAAUGAGAAGAAAAUCUCUGCAACAUCCAUGUUUUUUGAAACUAUGCCAUACAAGGUAAAUCCAAAAACUGGCUACAUCGAUUAUGACAAACUGCAAGAAAAUGCACAGCUUUUCCAGCCUAAGCUCAUCAUUGCAGGAACCAGCGGUUAUUCCCGUAACCUUGACUAUGCCCGCUUGGGGCAGAUUGCUAAUGAGAAUAAUGCAUAUCUGUUGGGGGACAUGGCACAUAUUAGUGGAUUAGUGGCCGCCGGAGUGGUGCCCUCACCUUUUGAACACUGUGACCUUGUUACAACAACAACUCACAAAAGUCUGAGAGGCUGCCGUGGUGGACUCAUCUUUUAUCGGAAAGGUGUUCGGUGUGUGGAUUCCGAAGGGAUGGAGACUUUGUACAACUUGGAGUUUUUGAUCAACCAUGCUGUGUUUCCAGCGCUGAACGGAGGACCACACAGCAAUGCUAUUGCAGGUGUUGCUGUGGCUCUCAAACAAGCCAUGACACCCGAGUUUAAGGCAUACCAGCUGCAGGUUCUUGCUAACUGUAAAGCUCUGUGCAGUGCCCUUACAGAGCUUGGUUACACGAUCGUCACUGGUGGUUCUGACAACCAUCUAAUGCAGCUGGACUUAAGUGAUAAAGGAACGAAAGGACAACAAGCUGAGAAGGUCUUGCAAGCCUGUGGUAUUUCCUGCAACACAAACACCUUUUUAGGUGCUAAGAGUGCUUUGCUUCCAAGUGGUCUGAGGUUCGGUUCUCCAGCUCUGACCUCCAGAGGUUUGAUAGAAGAGGACUUCAAGAAAGUGGCUGACUUCAUUCAUAGAGGUAUUGAGCUAACUUUGGAAGUGCAGAGAAGUUUGGACUCCAAGGCCACCGUAGAGGACUUCAUCCAGGCAUUGGCUUUGGAAGAGAAGUUCCAGCAGGAGGUGGCUGAGAUCAGGGCUGAAGUGGAGGCUUUCGCCAGGCAGUUCCCCAUGCCGGGACUUCCUGAUCGUUAAAGAGAAGAAGUUUUCAGGAUGACUUCAUUGCAUUUCUGUGAAUGUAAGCUUUCCCCUGGAGCUAUUUGUUUUAGCUGAGAUAAAAUGAAUUUAUUUUUUUUGUAUUUAUAAAUGCUCAUAGAUGAUUAGAAACUGCAUUCAAACACAUGAUGUUAAUGUUGAGUUUUGUUGUUUCUGCUGAUUUUGUUCAAGAAACCCCUUCAGUUUGAAACACCAAACAUGGCAAAUCCCUAAGCAUUUUAACCAACAUCCAAUUAUUAAUAUCUGACUUUAAAACCAAAGAAAAGUUGAAUUUAACAAACACAAAAAAAUAUAUAUAAAAAAAACAAUAAAAUUCAAAACAGAUCAAAUUAUUGUAGGAUCUGCCUCACCAGACAUGGUUGUUGAUGUAUUUCCAUCUGUCAUACAGAACCAUAUAUAUUAUUCCUAUGGUUGCACAAAGUGCCAUUGUAUUAUCUUAGAUGACCGCUUUCUAAGCAUUUGACUAACACUGAUCAUAUGAAAAUGUUCUUUCAUAAAUUCGUUCUGUUGUUUUUCUGUGAAACAGAACAGUCUGUUAGUUUGCACUGAGCUGCUAGUAAAUCAUCUACUACAAAAUGCUUUCUGUAAAGAAAAAAGCUUGAACUAUUGCCAUCAUAUAUAAAACAUA